Cercospora beticola is the source of this 1836-nucleotide messenger RNA. RefSeq names its product glycoside hydrolase family 47 protein. Gene Ontology annotation, molecular function: mannosyl-oligosaccharide 1,2-alpha-mannosidase activity; calcium ion binding. NCBI's taxonomy places the organism in Eukaryota, Fungi, Ascomycota, Dothideomycetes, Mycosphaerellales, Mycosphaerellaceae. Gene Ontology annotation, biological process: mannose trimming involved in glycoprotein ERAD pathway; carbohydrate metabolic process. The record is from RefSeq and is a predicted model, not a curated record. Gene Ontology annotation, cellular component: endoplasmic reticulum; membrane.
AUGUUCGCACGCGUUCCACUCGUUCUUUGUCUGGCAACUGCCGCUUUAGCUUUGAAUCUCGAUAGUCCCGCCGCUUACUCUCCUCCGCUACAGCAGCCUUCAGCACCCGCAGCUCCGAAUGGCUACGGCCAACAACCGACAUUGACCAUCACUCGAACCGUCUACAAUAAUCCCGCUGCUACGAAAGCUCCGCCUGUACCGCCUGUUCCAAGCAAGAAUACUACCAGUCCUAUCACCAGUUCUAACAGCAUCGGCUCCUGCAAGAAUGUGCAGUCUUCGAAUAUCCGAGCUGAUGAGACAAGAGCUGCUGCUGUGAAGGAGGCUUUCUUGCAUGGCUGGAAUGCUUAUGUCAAGUAUGCGAAUGGAUUCGACGAGUUGGGGCCUCUGGCUUUGAAUGGUACGAAUAAUCGAUAUGGCUGGGGGCUUACGAUUGUCGAUUCCAUUGAUACUGCCAUUAUUAUGGGAUUGACGGACAUUGUGAAUGAUAUGUUGGACUUUAUUUCGGGAGUUGAUUUCACGAAGACGGAGUUCGUUGAGGCGGAUGAAGGCGUGAAUCUGUUUGAAACCAACAUUCGUUACAUCGGCGGACUGCUAGGUGCCUACGACCUCAUCAAGAGCGGCCAAUUCGGCACAUACGACCAGCAGAAGAUCGAUAUGCUUUUAACACAAGCUACAAUACUUGCCGAUAAAGUUGCGUAUGGCUUCAAUACGCCCUCAGGCCUUCCCGCUGCGUUUGCCAACUUCACUUCUAAUGAGCCAGUCUACGACACCUAUACAGACCCAGUCACAAACACGACCUACAACUCAACCAACGCAGCAUCCAUAGGAACAUUCCUCCUCGAGUGGGGCCGGCUGUCUGAUCUAACAGGAAACUCAAGCUAUCGAGAAAUCGUCGAAAAAGCAGACAGCUACUUAAUCAACCCUUCACCCGCACCUGCCUUGACCAACCUAAUCGGCACACAAUUCGAUGUUGAAACCGGUAACAUGCUCACAAAAGACGGCGGCUGGCAAGCAGGAGUCGACAGCUUCUUGGAGUACCUCAUCAAAUACUACCAAUACGCCCCAUCCAACGUCGCACAACAAUACAAAGAUUUCUGGGUCAAAGCCACGCAGACCACAAUCGACAACCUGGUCAUCCACCCUCGAGGCUUCAAUCAACUCUCCUUCGUAUCUCGUUUAUCCGAAAACGGCACAGUAGACAAUCUCGCAGAUGAUUUCUCAUGCUUCGCAGGCGGGAAUUGGCUGCUUGGUGGAGCUCUCCUAGACGAUCCAAAGAUCACUCAGCUGGGUGUGGACUGGACAGCAGGCUGCUAUCAUUUGUACAACACCUCCACCACAGGUCUAGGGCCUCUCGUGUGGUCUUGGUCCGACCAGCAAGGCAAUACAGUGAACAAGAAUUUCCAGAACGAUGCUGCAGCUCUUCGUUCUGCCGCAGCACGAGGCUGGUUCAUUCCGAAUAAUUUGGAGAAUUGGUUUUCGAGACCUGAGCCGCUGGAAAGUGUCUUCUACGCUUAUCGAAUUACGGGUGAUCAGAAAUGGGCUGAUGCGAAUUGGCGAAUUUUCCAGGCGAUUAAUACGACUGCGAGGACAGCUGAAGCUUUUGCUGCGGUGAAUAAUGUUGAUAUGCCGUAUGGUGGCUCUAUGAGCAACAACCUCGAUAGUUUCUUCUUUGCUGAAGUUUUGAAGUAUCUCUACUUGACCUUUGUCGAUGGGAGCGUUGUGGAUCUGUCAGCGUGGGUGUUCAAUACGGAAGCCCAUCCACUGCAGGCGCAGUGUGCUGGCGGUAAUAAUGCGAAUCAAACUGCUGGGCGAUCAUCGUCAAACGGCCGCCAGUAG